CUGGUAGGAUUCAUUUCUUUUCUGUGACAGAACUGAAAAUAGACAUUCUAAUUGUUUUCUUUAUAUGGUAUUCACUGGAUAUCGGCUGAAACUGCAAUAAAUAAAAUACAUGUAAAAUAAAUAAAUGCAGGACGACCUACCUCCCCUUUGAUCGCGAAAAUUAUCCUCAUAUAUCUCUCAAUAUAAGCAGAAAGUGUUCUAGUACAAGUUAAGAACAUUGACAGACGUUGGGCUUUUCAAAAAAAAAAAAAUGUUUUGAUACUCGUUCGUCAAGCUAGUCUCUUAUAUAUGUUUUUUUCCUGAAUAUUUUGCAGUCGUCUGACUGUUGAUAUGACAACAUGAAUGUCUGUUGGAUGACAUAACAGUCUAGUCGAAAUCAUAGUGCAUUGCUUUAACAAUUGUAGUUUGAUGGCUAUACUGUUUGUUCAUGUCAUCCUUUUUCAUAUCUCGUUCAAUAUUUAUCGUUUUUUUGUUAUAUACCCAUUCCCUAUUAGUCAUAUUGGACCUAUCUUUGUCAACAUAGUUUUCUUAGUAAAUGGCUUGAAUGAACCGUCCUUCAAAAGCGGAUGGUUGACGUUGACCGCCCAGGCAGAAGCAGGAAGUCAACUUAUCAUCCCACAUGACCUUGGCGAAUACCCGGUGAAGGUAGAUGUUCAAAUAAGGGUUAUAGACAAUGGUGAUUAUUACAUAUUUACGGGAUCCGGCUCGGCACAUCGUGAUGACGAUUCCGCCACUGACUAUGGUGGUGUGGUAUAUAUCUACAACACUGAAGACAUACGAGUGUAUGCUCCAGACGGUAAAGGCUCGAUGUUAGCUGCAACGACUGGUCUAGUGGGAUUUACCGGUGGCUCUGGUAGAACUGGAUCUACACUCAUUGGUGGAUCAUACACUUCCGGUGAGGUAAAGGUGCGAGCGUGGACACUGUGUGACAUUGGUCCGCCAACAUUUUACCAUCAGUGGACAGCUAUUAGUAGCUCAUCGGCUUACCACGAGAUACCACACAACCUGGGAGUAUAUCCAGACCUUGUCACAGUACAGAUAGCCCUGGAUUCCACAGAUUACUGGUCAGACGCUCAAGGAAGUGCCGGUAUAUCUGACCCGGUAUCGACCUUAAACUCAGGGGGCGUUUUGUUUGGGUACGACACCACUAGGAUACGACUCUGGGCUUCAAGUGCUGGAUUUGUUUUCAGUGCAAGGGAUGGAUGGGGUUUGAAUGAAGACUGGAGGUUUGCUUCAGGCCAAAUAAGAAUUAUAUGUUGGACAUUCCCCCCAUCGGAAAUUAUCUUUAAGGACACUUUAACGAUGGGUAUCGGCAUGACAAGCAAUUAUGAAAUUCCAUUUUCAACAACCUUCGAUACCGACGACAUACUCGUGUCAACAGAGAUCACAGUAUCGGAUGGGAACAAUCCUGGAUUCCGAUUUUACGGGACCGGAAAUAGUUUAACAGACGGAAGUUUUAUUCCGUUCGGGGGAGUUGUGUACGUGUACACAGAAACACAGAUAUUGCUGUGGAGGCCAUCCGACUCCUCCGGGGGAAAAAUGGUGUAUCAUAACAGUAUAUGGGCUAAUGGAUAUAUGAACCAGAUGUCAGAUACAGCUCAAGUCACAAUAAGAAUUAUGACUGCCAGUGGCGCCGUGACAGGUGCAUGUGGACAUGGAAGCUGUAUCGCCACUAUGGAUCCCGUCAACGUAACAUGCACGUGUGAUUUUAACUGGACCGGCAAGGACUGUAAAUCAGAUGUUCCAACUUCUUCAAUCACUACCAUUCCACUAUCAAUCACUUCAACUCAGCCAACUAUUCCUACAAUUCCGCAAACAACCACGUCCACUCAGUCUACAACCACUCCAACUGAGCCUGCUUCGACAAUGUCGCCUACAAUCACUAUACUUCCUCCUACGACUUCCACUGGUACUCCGCCUACCACUACUACAAUACCGCCUACAACUUCUACCAUUCCUCCUACGACUUCCACUGGUACUCCGCCUACCACUACUACAAUACCGCCUACAACUACUACCAUUCCUCCUACGACUUCCACUGGUACUCUAUCUACAACUACUACAAUGCCGCCAACAACCACUACCAUUCCGCUUAUUACGACUACAAGUACGGCUCCGUCGACUUCAAUUCUGCCUUCAACCACUAACGCUCUGUUAAUCACUACUACCAAUCCGCCUGCAACAACUUCAAAUCCCGCUCCAGUGAUGACGACUUCGGCGCUAGUAACAAGAACAGUAUGUGGUUCUCCGCCAACUGUAGCAAACACAAAAUCUCUAUAUGAUGGAACCUCGCACGGGAACAAAGUUCUGUACUCUUGUGAUAGCGGCUACACAAUGUCGUCAGGCGAUCAGAUACACACUUGCUCGGCAGGAGUGUGGGUUGGCACUCAACCAGUAUGCUCAGCUUGUCCAAAUACAUACACGCCGGUGAUUACAACACCCGAAGAACUAAAUGACAGAUUGGAUGUACUUAAGAAAAAUACUGAAGUCCACGUUAAGAACACUACCUCUUACAAACGUAGCCUUGUAUGUGCAAACGAUCCAAGACCUUCAUCGAUAUACUUAGGUUCAGUUGGAAUCCUCAUUCUAAGUCUUAUAUGUAUUUUCCCAUUACUUGCGGACGGAAUUAAUUUGUAUGAGCAUUGCCAUUCAUUUAAUAGAGAUUUGUGUGGCAACGACGACGAUGCUCCGCAUAAAAUCAACACCGAAAAUGAAAGCAUUAGACACAAUUUGGACAUUUCUUUCGACAACAUUAUAUUAUAACACAGCACCCAAUAUGGUUACCUAUGUAAUGCACAGAUCUGUUGUGAUUAUCGUUUAAUAUAUUUGUAGGUUUCAACAUGAGUUUGCAUGGAGUUAUUAUCAUAAUGUAGUGUACUGAUAUAUAAUAUAAUACAGGCACAAAAGAAAAUAGCAGGGGAGGUCUUGGUUUGUAUUGAAAAUAUCAGCAAAUUAAAUGACAUACAAAAAAGGCUUCUUCGUAUUCCGUACUACUUGUAGUUUGCUUGUUUACUUGGCUUAUUGCCCGUGAACAACCACGAGUCAUUUUGAGGCGGGGCCUCCUUGUAGUAUAUGGUGACUACGUCACUCAGCACCGUCGCAUGGUAUCCAGAACAAGAAGGGUAAAGUGUCUUGCCCAAGAACGAACACAAUCACGACAGCACAUAUUGACCCGUUUCACAAACACAAACCGACAAGGGUAGGGAGCGUCGAACUACACCACCCAGAUUUUCACCUGAACUUAUAAUUAUCUGGGCCCUUCGUAUAUAUCGUCGCGUUUAAUUAUUCUUGUGUGGUGCUAUUUUUGUGUAUGUAUUGAUAUUUUAUUAUUCGAACGUCCGAAGUGCAAACAAUAAAACUGGGUUUUGUUCUUUUAAGUCUACCUGUGGGAGUAUUAUCGAUCUAAUCUUCUUAUUCAAAAUUUAAAACCUAUUCUUAUUACAUAUUUAGAAAUGUUGACAAAACUAUUCAUAUGCUAAUGUGAUAUAUUUGAAUAAAACGUUUCGCAUUUCUGUGUACAUAUUUACAAAUAUACUAAUCUAUAAAAAGUAAAUACAAUUAUUGAGAAUAUUGUUAUUUCCCUCUAUGUAUAACAGCCCUUCUGAAAGGUGAAAAGGUUCAAACCAUUCAAUAAAUUUUACGGAGAAAGUAACAUAUGACCGAGUCUUUCGAUAAAUAAAGUCCACAUUGCAAUAUCUUUUUAAUUAAACUUCCCUUUAAAAAGUUGUUUUAUUGUUUUCCACAUAUGCUAGUUGCGGUGCAAUUUUGUAAAUCUUUAAUAACUUGUUGACAAUGUGUUGUAUUUUCUAAGAUUUUAUUAUUAACUCCUCACCCAUGUUUUGUUUGAUCAGACCAUACUGGUGGAUCCCAAUGAAAAUAAUAACUGAAAGAAGCAUAAUAACGGACGCGUAAAAGGGGACGUGGAAUUCCACACAAAAUAUUUUUCCAAAUAGCCGCUUACCCUAAACACACCUACACUACCGUCGCCGUUGGGAAAGGACUCGAAACACCAAAUGUUCUUAAAAAGUAUACUACGAAGUGAGACGUUCUGGGGACCAUUAACUGCCAUAGCUUAUUAUGGUAAUAAACACCACUUUGAUAAAAUUUAAGGUAUACCCGCAAAGCGGUCAAUCUGUCACCUCGGAAGCAUCGUGAGUCAUCUGAUUGGACAAAGGUUACAUAUUGCCCGAUAUAUUUCAAAUUUGGUUUAUUGGUGCAUUAUUUGUGAUACAGUUAGCAGA
Molecule: messenger RNA, 4241 nt
Organism: Pecten maximus
Lineage: Eukaryota; Metazoa; Mollusca; Bivalvia; Pectinida; Pectinidae
Product: mucin-3A-like
Exons: 10
Coding region: 409-2763 (784 amino acids)
Source: RefSeq, a predicted model, not a curated record